Messenger RNA from Corapipo altera (White-ruffed manakin), 1327 nucleotides. RefSeq names its product syntaxin 8 (gene STX8). Gene Ontology annotation, molecular function: SNARE binding; SNAP receptor activity. Gene Ontology annotation, biological process: intracellular protein transport; vesicle fusion. Gene Ontology annotation, cellular component: SNARE complex; endomembrane system. The transcript has 4 exons. Bases 17 to 394 code for a protein of 125 amino acids. The record is from RefSeq and is a predicted model, not a curated record. NCBI's taxonomy places the organism in Eukaryota, Metazoa, Chordata, Aves, Passeriformes, Pipridae.
UUUCAGAUCCAGCCUAAUGACAGGAGGGAUCAAACGAGGUGUCACCAACCCGUGGCUCUUGGAAGAACCAGAGGAAACCAGAGGGCUUGGCUUUGAUGAUCUCAGGCAGCAGCAGAGAAGGAUCAUAGAAGAACAAGAUGCAGGACUUGAUGCUCUUUCUUCAAUCAUAUCACGGCAAAAGCAAAUGGGACAGGAAAUUGGGAAUGAGCUGGAUGAACAGAAUGAGAUCAUCGAUGACCUCACUAACCUGGUGGAAAACACGGACGACAGGAUCCGCAACCAGACCCGGCACGUGAAGGUGGUGGACAAGAAAUCAACCUCCUGUGGAAUGCUGGUGGUGAUCGUGCUGCUGCUCAUCGCCAUCGUCGUGGUCGCUGUCUGGCCAAUUAACUAACACAGAACCAGGGCUGGUGGGAGCAGCUGCUCCACACCGAGCACAAGGGCUCCAGAGAACAGCCUGACUGUGCAGAGACCUUCUGUGUUGGAAAUAACCUCAGCAGUACCAGACUGAAGCCGUGUCCGCCAGACAUCCGCUCUCCUUCAGUGCGCAGCUGAGCAGAGCUGUGUGAUUUGGAGGAUUUCAACAGGAAAAGGGCUCUCUUCCCACCUUCCUCUGGCACUCAGGCAGCAGUAGCUGUACAGUGGAUACAUCUCUCCUGCAUCUGUGUCUGAGGAUGUGCUGGUGCCACCUGCCCACCUGCCACCACUUCUGCUGAGCUCAGUCGUCCCGAGGGCUUUAAAAUACUGAAAUGCAGGAGUGGUUUGGAGUGCAGUGACAUUCCUCUGCUUCCUGAUACCUUCCUUCAGAAUGAAAAUGCUUAACGUUUUUCAAGGAAUAGUCUCGGGGAAUGGCUGCACCUGGUUUCUCACAGGGUGGAAUGUGAGAGCCCACAGAGCCCUUUGGGAGCAGCAGGACCCCCGUGGGCUGCACGGAAUCACUGGUGAGUCAGACCAGAGUUAUUGGGGAGUUAUUGAUCUCCACAGAGAGAAAUGUGAACAGCAGCAGGACUCACAGCAGGCAUGUGAGGGUGGAGAGCCUUGCCCUGGUGUCCUCCCCACAGGCUCUGCCAGGCUGACCACGGGAGAUGUACCAUCAUUAACGUCCUGAUCUCGGUGAUUGAGCUCUGCCUCUUCCUUUAUAACUUCUCACACGCUGUUAAAGCUGAGAGGAAGGAUUACCCAUCUCAAAACUAAUGAAAAAGAAGUACUGAACGUUUGCUUCUGGCCAAGAAAAUAAUUAUUUUGUUACACGUGUCAGUUUGAUUUCAGCAUUAAUAGAGCAAGCAAUAAAUACUGAAUAAAAGCCUAUCCAUUUAUUUACAAUUUA